CUCUCUCAUAUACGCACGCACUCUUUCUCGCGCUCUCUCUCUCUUCACUCUCCAUUCUCGCUAUCAAUAACUUUUUGGGGUUUUUCACAGAAGUUAAAGAAAUGUAAUGUCCGAUGAUAAGCAUCUGAUUGCAAAUAUGAAGCAUUCUGCCAGAUAGAGACUACAGUGUGGCGAUUGCAGACGCGUACCUUGAGUGCACUGUCCCAGUGGCGCCAUCCACAUAAGAUGGGCAGUGCCGAAGAGGCCUGAGUUAACAGAUCGCCUGCUGCUGCUGUGUGCGUGGCAUGGAUCGUCAGUGACAAUCUUGGAGGAAGGGUGUGUUGUUUGGCCUUUGAAGAGCUCUCAUCCAGCAGAAGAGCUCUCAUCCCCCUACACCCCAUCAACCUCCCCACCUCCCUCUCCACAGCUAGCGACAGACCUUGGACAAUAAUCUCUCCAAGAUUUAUGAUGUCCUUGUGCCGGAGUGGAGGCCUGGCUCUUUGUUCAUAAGAAGGGUUUUAUAUCACCACUUUUUUUUUCUCUCAUCUUCUUCCUCAAUUGAAAAAGGAGUGGGACCAGCCGUGAAAUGGGAAACGUCUGUUUGACAUGUGAAGCCCAUCUGGAGAGAAAGUGUGUUUUCAAGGAAUUACUAAACAAAAAGGAAACGUCACUGUACGGAAUGUCGUUUUCCCUCUUUCCUUCUCAUUAACAACAACAUGUCGGAUUGUUCUGGCCCUUUAAACGCUUAGUCACAAAAUAAACGAUGCACCUACAGAAUAUGAGGACAAUGUGCAACAUUUCCUUCUGUAAUGUGGACUCGAAGAUCGACCAGUACUUCCAGCCUACGCUGUACAUCAUUGUCAUCGUCCUGGGCCUGCCCACCAACUGCAUGGCUCUGUGGGCAGCUUACUUGCAGGUGAAGCAGAAAAACGAGCUGGGCAUCUACUUGAUCAACCUCUCCUUGGCUGACCUCCUCUACAUCGGCACCCUGCCCCUAUGGAUCGACUACUUCCUCCAGCACGACGACUGGAUUCAUGGCCAGAAUUCCUGCAAGCUCUUCGGCUUCAUCUUCUACACCAACAUCUACGUCAGCAUCGCCUUCCUCUGCUGCAUUUCCAUCGACCGAUACCUGGCCGUGGCCUACCCGCUCAAGUUCGCCAAGGUCCGGCGGGUGAAAACUGCCGUGCUGGUCAGUUCCGUGGUGUGGACCAUUGAGAUAGUGGCCAACUCUGCGCCACUCUUCCACGACGAGCUCUUCCAGGACCGUUUCAACCACACCUUCUGCUUCGAGAAGUACCCCAUGCAAGACUGGGUGGCGGGCAUGAACCUUUACCGGACCUUUCUGGGUUUCCUGGUMCCCUGGCUGKUCAUGCUGGGUGCMUACCGGGGCAUUCUGCGGGCGGUGCGUGGCAAUGUGUCCACGGAGUGUCACGAGAAGGCGAAGAUCAAGCGCCUGGCGCUGAGUCUAAUCCUGAUCGUAUUGCUGUGUUUCGGGCCAUACCACGUGCUCCUGCUGUGUCGCAGCAUCCUCUUCCUCCAGAAGCCCUGCGACUGUGGCGCAGAGGAGGACCUGUUUGCAGCCUACCACGUGGCGCUGGCGCUCACCAGCCUGAACUGUGUGGCUGACCCCAUCCUCUACUGUUUUGUUAACGAGGGCGCACGKCAUGACGURGGUCARGCYCUCACCACCCUGCUMGGSGUC
Salvelinus sp. IW2-2015 is the source of this 1681-nucleotide messenger RNA. Its product is annotated as G-protein coupled receptor 4. The record is from RefSeq and is a predicted model, not a curated record. NCBI's taxonomy places the organism in Eukaryota, Metazoa, Chordata, Actinopteri, Salmoniformes, Salmonidae. Gene Ontology annotation, cellular component: membrane. Gene Ontology annotation, biological process: G protein-coupled receptor signaling pathway. Gene Ontology annotation, molecular function: G protein-coupled receptor activity.